Molecule: messenger RNA, 3694 nt
Organism: Ochotona princeps (American pika)
Lineage: Eukaryota; Metazoa; Chordata; Mammalia; Lagomorpha; Ochotonidae
Gene: SLC44A5
Product: solute carrier family 44 member 5
Exons: 25
Coding region: 385-2538 (717 amino acids)
Biological process (GO): transmembrane transport
Cellular component (GO): membrane
Molecular function (GO): transmembrane transporter activity
Source: RefSeq, a predicted model, not a curated record
GCGGCGUGUGCACGCGCGUCAGUGCCGGCGCAGGCGUGGUGCUACGUCGUUGCGCGGUUCGCGCGGCCGUGGGAACCCGACCCUGAAAGGACGCGGGUGCUCUCGGGACCCGGGGAGGCCGGAGGCGGGCCUGGAGGCCCUGAAGGACGGGAGGGGCGGACGGAGACUCGGGAAGAGGAGAAGGGGAGGUACAGAAAGAAAGGAAGAGAUGUCAGUCUCCCAUCCUUACUCCUGCAGUGAAUGCCUACAGUAGUCAGGGCUGGCACAGGCCAAAGCCAGGAGCCUGAAACUCAGUCUGAAUCUCCAGCGCAGGUGACUCCUUUCUAACCAACUCAGCUUUGCGGUGAUUCAGGCUUUCUUCUGAGGAGACAGCUUCUCACCUUAAUGAGUGACGAAGAAGAGCCACCAGAUAGUGUCUCUGAGGAACAGGACUUUGGUGAGCCAAGGCCAUAUGACCCGGGUUUCAAGGGACCUAUUGCAGAAAGGAAUUGUACAGAUGUUCUGUGCUGCAUGGUCUUCAUACUGUUUGUUUUGGGCUAUAUUCUUUUAGGACUUGCAGCCUGGGUACAUGGCGACCCUAGGAGAGUGGCCUAUCCUACAGACAGUGAGGGUCACUUUUGUGGCCAGAAGGGCACCCCCUAUGAGAACAAGAGCAUUUUGUUUUACUUUAACCUGUUCAGCUGUGCCAGCCCCUCUGUGCUGAUAAAUCUACAGUGCCCUACCACACAGAUCUGUGUCUCUAAGUGCCCAGAAAAAUUUUUAACCUAUUUGGAAAUACAAACAUUGUACAAAAGGGACGAAAGCUACUGGGAAUACUACCGUCAGUUCUGCAAGCCCUCUGCUAAGCUUAUGAAGACUAUCUCAGAAACCUUACUGGAUAAUGAUUGUCCAAAAGCAAUUUUUCCAGGCAAACCUUUUCUCCAGAGAUGCUUCCCUGACUUCUCUACUAAAAAUGGCACUUUAACAGUAGGCAGUAGAACACUAUUCGAAGAUGGAAGUGGAAAGACAAGAAAUGCGAUAGAACUCCGACAGGCUGCAAAUGGUGUCAAUAAAAUCCUUGAAGCAAGAUCAGUUGGACUGAAAGUAUUUGAAGACUAUGUAACAACUUGGCAUUGGAUUCUUAUGGGCCUGAUUAUUGCCAUGAUCCUUAGCUGGAUGUUUCUGAUUCUCAUGAGGUUUAUAGCUGGAUUCCUCUUCUGGUUCUUCAUGUUUGGUGUGCUUGGAAUUAUAGCAUAUGGAAUAUGGUACUGUUAUCAAGAAUACACCAGUCUUCAGGAACAACCAAGUUCUUCAUUAACUGUAUAUGACAUCGGGAUUCAGACUAAUAUGAAUAUGUAUUUUCAUUUGAAACAAGCAUGGUUUGUUUUAACGAUACUUCUGUCGAUCACUGAGGGGAGUGUCGUGCUCCUGCUGAUCUUCCUCAGGAAACAAAUCCGCGUCGCCAUUUUCUUGAUGAAGGAAGGGAGCAGAGCCAUUGGAUGCAUCCCUGGUACAUUACUUUAUCCAAUUCUAACCUUCAUUUUACUCUCAAUCUGUAUUUCCUACUGGGCUGUGACAGCGAUUUUCUUGGCUACAUCAGGAAUACCUAUAUACAAAGUCGUGAUCCCACAGGGGCAAUGUAUACAUGAAAAUAAAACCUGUGACCCAGAGAUUUUCAACACAACCGAUAUUCCAAAGGUUUGCCCUGGGGCUCUCUGUAUCUUUGCUUCCUAUGGUGGAAAAAGUCUGUACCAUCAAUACAUCUCUACAUUCCAUGUAUAUAAUCUAUUUGUCUUCCUCUGGCUUGUUAAUUUUGUCAUUGCAUUGGGUCAAUGUGCCCUUUCUGGUGCAUUCGCUACUUAUUACUGGACCGGGAAUAAAUGUGAUGACAUCCCACCACAUCCACUUUUUACUUCAUUUGGACGAGCUCUACGAUAUCACACAGGAUCUCUGGCAUUUGGAUCUUUACUUAUUGCAUUAAUUCAAUUCUAUAGGAUUGUCCUGCAAUACAUGGACAGGCAUCUUAAAAAUGCUCAGAACAACAUUGCAAAAUUCUUUCAAUGCUGCCUAAAAUGCUGUUUCUGGUGUUUGGAAAAUGUGGUAAAAUUUUUAAAUAAAAAUGCGUAUAUUAUGAUUGCAGUACAUGGUGAAAACUUCUGCACAUCAGCAAGAGAUGCUUUCAACCUGUUGAUGAGAAACAUUGUGAAAGUUGCAGUGACAGAUGAAGUUACAUUUUUAAUAUUACUUCUGGGGAAAAUUCUGGUUACUGGGAUUAUAGGUGUCCUGGCCUUCCUGCUUUUCACAGAAAGGAUGCCAAUUAUUGUAGAAGGGCCAACAUCUUUAAAUUACUACUGGGUACCUCUGCUGACUGUCAUUUUUGGAUCUUACCUAAUUGCACAUGGCUUCUUCAGCGUCUAUGCAAUGUGUGUUGAGACAAUUUUCAUCUGCUUCUUGGAAGAUUUAGACAGAAACAGUGGUACCGUUACAAGACCUUAUUUUAUGACCGAAUCUUUGCUGAAGAUUUUAAUGAAGGACGAUAUAGGAACUAAGCGCCAGUAGAAGAGCAAAACUGAUCAUCCUGGAGCGGUCUGUUACCUUUCUCUACCUGCUGUGUCUGCACCACUAGUUUCUGUGUUUAGCAACACUGUAUUCACAACCUUGUUGGCUUGUAUUUGCAUGUUUUAUACCAAAGCUUAUAUGUAACAUGUGAAGCCAUCAGAAGUCGCAAGGGAAUUGUUAAUAACAUGGAACAUUUUUAUAUUGAGAACUUUUGUUUUGUAAUUCAUUUUUAAAUAGAGUGGCUUGGAUGUUUUGAAAAUACCUACUGAAUAUGUUAAUAUUCUUUUAAAUAUUAAAGUGAAAAUGAUGCAUUAUUUAAAAGGAUAGCUCCUAGUAUAUUUUUAAAAUUACAACUGAAAUACUUCUGCAGGGAAGAUUGGAAAACAAAGUAAAAGAAAAAUUUUUAAAACCUUCCCCACUCCUGUUUGACAGUAAACCAGUAAAAAGGAUUGCCUGCUCCAGACUUUGCUAAGUAUAGAAAUGUUUCCUAUUAAGCAAAUUGCCCAUCAUUCAGCCUUUAGUACUUCAUCCUCUGACAAAGUGCCUUACUGGCUGUUUAAUGUUACCUACCCAGCUUUUGUGGGCAAGUUUACAAACAUUGUUUUAAAAAAUUUAAAACCUGCAAUGCUUAAUGAUUAAAAACAAGUCUUCUUACAUUUGUUUUCCUCCUUAGCUCACUGAUUGGGAACCAUCUGUCAUUUUAGCAUGUUCGAUAGCCUCACUAUUAGAAUAUACUGUGCAGCAUAAGCAAUUUCCCUUGCACCUAGUGGCCAUUCACUAAUGUGUACUAUACGCAAGAGAAAAAAAAAAACUGAAAAGAUGCUUGUUAGGUUUGUUUUUAAAUAGAAGUUUUAAAUGUAAUCUUUUCUAUGGUAGACCUAUGAAAAUACAGUAAAAUCACAUUUCUUGGUGUUUUACAGAUUGAAAGGGAAACUUCUAGGAGUUACAAAGGGAAACUACCCCUCAAGAGGGUACUCACAGAUGUCAUGUCCUGAACAGCUUCACAAUAAACUGUUUAUUUUCACUAAAGCUUGUUCUAUAUAUGUCAUUUCAUUUUUGAAAUUUUGAUAUAAAAUAAUCAGCUUACUAAUGUUAAUGUUACUGGCUAAUGUGAACAAGAAUCUGGCUUCUUACUCAGUUUUUAAUUUUACUAGUA